Molecule: messenger RNA, 1707 nt
Organism: Venustampulla echinocandica
Lineage: Eukaryota; Fungi; Ascomycota; Leotiomycetes; Helotiales; Pleuroascaceae
Exons: 10
Coding region: 1-1707 (568 amino acids)
Biological process (GO): basic amino acid transport; transmembrane transport
Cellular component (GO): fungal-type vacuole membrane
Molecular function (GO): basic amino acid transmembrane transporter activity
Source: RefSeq, a predicted model, not a curated record
AUGACGCUGCGGGAGGCUACAGCGGAUAUGGUUGACGAGCAUACUCGACUUCUGGGCAAGGUUUCGGGAUCUUAUUCCAGUACCUCUGCUCCUCAUGGCUUGAACGGCCACUACGAUGGAGAUAGCCGUGAGGAAACAAGGUCUUCCGCCGCGACCAUCGAACCAGACCGCCAAUUCCGGUGGAAAGAAGGCCUUGCCCUUUUGCUAGGCGUCUUUCUAGUUAAUUCAGAUAGCGCUAUCCUGCUUGCAAUAUUCCAACAAAUCGCAUCUGAUCUCAACGCCCUACCCUCCGCAAGUUGGAUCAUAACUAGCUACCUCGUUGGCGUAAUUAUUGCACAACCAUUGUUUGGCAAACUGAGCGAUAUCUAUGGCCGAAAGCCACUUCUCCUCGUUGCAUAUUGCUGCUACUGUACGGGCGGGCUAUUAGCUGGCAUCGGCUUCUCCUUCUACAGUGUUUUGCUAGGAAGGGCUAUUGCUGGAUUUGGUAACGCUGGCAUAACCGUCCUUGUUUCAACUUUGAUUGUUGACCUUGUUCCUAUGCGAGAUGUUGCAGUGUGGAGAAGUUUGGUCUAUGCAAUCAAUCAAACCGGUCGAGCUAUUGGUCCGUCAUUAGGCGGGUUCAUUGCGGAUAAUGCAAACUGGCGAUGGGCUCUGCUUUACCAGACCCCCCUCAACAUUCUGAGUCUUGUCUUCAUCUGGUGGAAAAUGACAUUUCCCCUGCCGCACCAAACCGAGGAUACACAGGAAACACCACCGCGCUCAAAGUUCAGAAGAAUUGAUUUCUCAGGAGCCAUUAGCCUUGGCCUCGCAAACUGCUCCCUGCUUCUCUUUCUCGACCAAAUUCAGAGAAAUUUUGGCAACUUCCAACCCCUGCACGCUGCCAUUCCUGGUGGGACAUGGAUUGCAUUCAUUGCGGUAUUCAUUGCUGUAGAGGCGUUUUGGGCUAAAGAGCCUAUCCUACCUUUACGACUAAUGGUAAAACGUAAUGUAUUCUCUUCAUAUGCAAUUCAGUUUCUGCAAACUGCUGCACAAAUGGCUUUUUACACCUCUGUCCCGCUUUAUUUCCGCGUCACCCAAGGGUCUUCGAACACAAAUGUUGCCGUCCGACUUCUCCUUAUUACUCUUGGUACUAUUAUCGGCGGAUUGAUUAGCGGCUUCGUCAUUAAGUGGACUGGAUUGUAUCGGCUUGUAAUUUGGGUUUCCCUCACUUUGUCGAAUGCAAGCUUUUUCGCCAUCUUUUUACGAUGGCGUGGUUCGACUGGGUGGCUGGAGUGCCUAUACGGAUUCCCGGUCGGGUUGGGAUUCGGAGUCUCUUUAUCUGCGGCAUUCAUUGCCCUUACAGCCAGACUAGACCCCUCGGAAGUUGCCGUGUCGACUUCCGGAUUCUAUUUGAGUCUAAACCUCGGGAGUCUCAUUGGGGUUAGUUUUGCAUCGCUAUUGGUUCAAGCAUCUGUGCAACGAACUCUGCUUGAAAAUCUCAAAGACUUGCCGAACCGACGUCAGAUUGUACGAGAUGUCAUGUCGAAUUUUGAUAAUAUCAGUCGGCUUUCGGGCAGAGUCAGGGACUUGGUACUUGGGGCCUAUACAGAGAGUUUGGUCAAGGUUUGGCUGUUCGCUUUAGUAUGUGGCUCCCUCGCCUUUGCUGCAAGCCUCAUCAUGCGUGAAGGGCAACUCAGUCGUGGAAGAAAUAAGCGUGGUGGCAAUUGA